This is a messenger RNA of Chrysochloris asiatica (Cape golden mole), 1476 nucleotides long. Its product is annotated as cytochrome P450 2F5-like. Gene Ontology annotation, biological process: xenobiotic metabolic process. Gene Ontology annotation, cellular component: cytoplasm; intracellular membrane-bounded organelle. The coding region runs from base 1 to 1476 and encodes 491 amino acids. Gene Ontology annotation, molecular function: oxidoreductase activity, acting on paired donors, with incorporation or reduction of molecular oxygen, reduced flavin or flavoprotein as one donor, and incorporation of one atom of oxygen; heme binding; oxygen binding. The transcript is spliced from 9 exons. Lineage: Eukaryota; Metazoa; Chordata; Mammalia; Afrosoricida; Chrysochloridae. The record is from RefSeq and is a predicted model, not a curated record.
AUGGAUGGUGUAAACACAGUCAUCUUGCUCCUGAUUCUGGCUUUGAUCUGCCUGUUUCUGGCCCUCAGUUCAAGGGGCAAGGGUCAUCUACCCCCAGGACCUAAACCACUCCCAUUCUUGGGGAACCUGCUGCAGCUGCGCUCCCAAGACAUGCUGACCUCCCUCACCAAGUUGAGCAAGGAGUAUGGCUCGAUGUACACAGUACAUCUGGGGCCCAAGCCAGUGGUGGUCCUCAGCGGGUACCAAACCGUGAAGGAGGCACUUGUGGACCAGGGGGAGGAGUUUAGUGGCCGAGGCGAUUACCCCGUCUUUUUCAACUUCACUAAGGGCAAUGGCAUCGUCUUCUCCAAUGGGGAACGGUGGAAGGCCCUGAGGAGGUUCUCUAUCCAGAUUCUGCGGAACUUUGGGAUGGGGAAAAGGAGCAUUGAGGAACGAAUCCUGGAGGAAGGAAGCUUCCUAAUGGCUGAACUGCGGAAAACUGAAGGCGAGCCUUUCGACCCCAAGUUUGUGCUGAGCCGCUCAGUGUCCAACAUUAUCUGCUCAGUCCUCUUCGGUAGCCGCUUUGACUAUGAUGACGAACGUCUACUCGCCAUUAUUCGCCUCAUCAAUGACAACUUCCAAAUCAUGAGCAGCCCCUGGGGAGAGUUGUACAACCUUUUCCCAAACCUUCUGGACUGGAUACCGGGGCCACACCGUCGCCUCUUCCAAAAUUUCGGACAUGUGAAGGAUAUCAUUGCUGUCAGUGUUCGGGACCACCAGGCCUCUUUCGACCCCAACUCUCCCCGGGACUUCAUCGAUUGUUUUCUCACCAAGAUGGCACAAGAGAAACAGGACCCGCUGAGUCACUUCCACUUAGAUACUCUGCUAAUGACCACACAUAACCUGCUCUUCGGUGGCACUGAGACUGUGGGCACCACGCUGCGCCACUCCUUCCUCGUGCUGAUGAAGUACCCAGAAAUACAAAACCGCAUACAGGAGGAGAUUGACCGUGUGGUGGGGCGUACGCGGCUGCCAUCGCUAGAGGACCGCGCGGCCAUGCACUACACGGACGCUGUGAUCCACGAGGUGCAGCGCUUCGCAGAUGUCAUCCCCAUGAAUUUACCGCACCGCGUUAUACGGGACACGGCCUUCCGUGGCUUCCUGUUACCCAAGGGCACUGAUGUGAUCACUCUUCUCAACACCGUCCACUACGAUCCUAGCCAGUUCCGGACGCCCCAGAAGUUCAAUCCUGAGCAUUUUCUGGAUGCAAAUCAGACUUUCAAGAAGAACCCUGCCUUCAUGCCCUUCUCAGCUGGGCGCCGAGUGUGCCUGGGAGAGUCGCUGGCGCGCAUGGAGCUCUUCCUCUACCUCGCGGCCAUUCUGCAGAGCUUCACGCUGCAGCCGCUGGAGGCGCCCGAGAACAUCGACCUGACCCCGCUCAGCUCGGGUCUUGGCAAUUUGCCACGGCCCUUCCAGAUGUGCCUGCGCGCUCGCUGA